AUGAUGAAUAAUAAAUUAUUAUUAUUAGUUAUUGCAUUAUUAUGUAUUGCUAGUAAUUCAAUUGUUGAAUCAUUUUCAUUCAAAGUUUCAGCAAAAGUUGAAGAAUGUAUUUAUGAAGAAAUUGGUGUAGAUUUAUCAUUCACAGCAAUGUUUCAAGUUAUUCAAGGUGGUUUCAAUGAUAUUGAUUUCACUAUCAUUUCACCAGAUAAAAGAAUUGUAUAUUCUGGUCAACGUGAAAGUGAAGGUACUAAAACACUUCGUUCAAGUUUUGCUGGUGUCUACAGUUUUUGUUUCAGUAAUAAAAUGUCUUCAUUAACUGAUAAAACUGUUAGUUUUAUUUUAUCUGUUGGUGAAUCUUCUCCAAUUAGAGAAAUCGCUAAAAAGAAGGAUUUAACCCCAAUUGAAAGAUCAAUUAUGACUUUAUCAGAUGGUGUUAUUGCAGUUAAAAAUGAACAAAAUUAUUUCAAAAUGAGAGAAGCAGCUCACAGAAACACCGCAGAAAGUACAAAUAGUAGAGUUUUAUGGUGGUCAGUUUUUGAAGCAUUUGUUUUAAUAGCAUUAAGUAUUUGGCAAAUUUAUUAUCUCCGUAGAUUCUUUGAAGUCAAACGUGCAGUAUAA
This is a messenger RNA of Dictyostelium discoideum AX4, 618 nucleotides long. RefSeq lists its product as hypothetical. The transcript is spliced from 3 exons. The record is from RefSeq and is a predicted model, not a curated record. The coding region runs from base 1 to 618 and encodes 205 amino acids. Gene Ontology annotation, cellular component: cytoplasmic vesicle membrane. NCBI's taxonomy places the organism in Eukaryota, Evosea, Eumycetozoa, Dictyosteliales, Dictyosteliaceae.